Messenger RNA from Myripristis murdjan (pinecone soldierfish), 2208 nucleotides. RefSeq names its product potassium voltage-gated channel, shaker-related subfamily, member 4 (gene kcna4). Gene Ontology annotation, cellular component: voltage-gated potassium channel complex; membrane; axon. The transcript has a single exon. NCBI's taxonomy places the organism in Eukaryota, Metazoa, Chordata, Actinopteri, Holocentriformes, Holocentridae. Gene Ontology annotation, molecular function: protein binding; potassium ion binding; delayed rectifier potassium channel activity. Gene Ontology annotation, biological process: potassium ion transmembrane transport; action potential; protein homooligomerization. Bases 1 to 2073 code for a protein of 690 amino acids. The record is from RefSeq and is a predicted model, not a curated record.
AUGGAGUUUGCUAUGGUAGGUGCGGACGGCGGGUGCAACAGCCACCUGCCUUACGGAUAUGCCCAGGCUCGCGCACGGGAGAGGGAGCGCGAGAGGGAGCGCCAGGCUGCCCAGUCGCGAGCGGCGGCCGCCGCGGCUGCCGAAGGUGGCUCCGGUGUGGAGGGGGGAGGCGUGGGGGGGUCCACCACCUCCUCCUCUUCCUCCUCCGCCGCCGCCUCCGCCUCCUCGGGCGCUCAUCUCCUUAACAACCACCAGCAUCAGCCUCGCGCCGCCUCCUCCACGUCCAACGCCAACAACAGCAGCGGCAGCGGCACCGCCUCGCGCCCCUCCUCCUCCUCCUCCUCCUCUUCCUCGCAGCCGCCACAGCACCAGCACCAGCCCGAGCAGCAGCACAGAGUUCUCCGAGAGCGGAAAAAGCAGCGCGGGCGGUGGAGACGGAGCGGACGGACGACUCUCGGCGGGGAUCUGCGCCACUCCGAGUUGGCGCUGCUCGGAUCCGAGGAAGACGUUAUGAUAGAGGAGGAAGAGGCCGAGGGCGCCGAGGAAGAGGAGGAGGGGGAGGAGGGGGACCGGGGCAGCAAAAGGUCCAGUUUUCUGUGCAACAUGGAUGAUGAAGAGGAGACCGUGUCGCUCACUGACCGGCGUCCCCAGUCCGGAUACGAGAACGUGUACAGCGAGUACGGCUGCUGCGAGAGAGUUGUCAUCAACGUGUCCGGUCUGAAGUUUGAGACGCAGCUGAAGACUCUCACUCAGUUCCCGGACACGCUCCUGGGAGACCCCGACAAGCGAAUCAGGUACUUUGACCCGCUGAGGAACGAGUAUUUCUUUGACAGGAACCGGCCGAGCUUCGACGCCAUUCUUUACUAUUACCAGUCGGGGGGGCGCUUGAAAAGACCGGUCAACGUCCCGUUUGACAUCUUCUCCGAGGAGGUGAAGUUUUACGAACUCGGGGAGGAGGCGAUACUGAAGUUUCGGGAGGAUGAGGGCUUUGUCAAAGAGGAGGAGAAGCCUCUGCCGGAGGACGAGUUUAAACGCCAAAUUUGGCUACUUUUUGAGUAUCCGGAGAGCUCCAGCCCCGCCAGAGGAAUAGCAGUGGUGUCAGUGCUGGUUAUAGUCAUUUCCAUCGUCAUUUUCUGUUUGGAGACGCUGCCAGAGUUCAGGGAUGAAAAAGAGUACCUACAGCCACGACUUAACUCAACCCAACCUGACCACGGAUUUACUCCCUUCAACGACCCCUUUUUCAUCGUGGAGACGGUUUGCAUCAUCUGGUUUUCCUUUGAGAUUAUAGUCCGCUUCUUUGCGAGCCCGAGCAAACCCGCUUUCUUUAAAAACAUUAUGAACUCAAUAGACAUUGUAUCCAUUUUGCCUUAUUUCAUAACUCUCGGCACGGACCUGGCCCAGCACCAAGGCAACGGGCAGCAGGCGAUGAGCUUUGCCAUCCUGAGAAUAAUCCGCCUUGUCAGGGUGUUUCGCAUCUUCAAACUGUCCAGGCACUCCAAGGGGCUGCAGAUCCUGGGUCACACCCUCCGUGCCAGCAUGAGGGAACUGGCCCUGCUCAUUUUCUUCCUGGUCAUAGGUGUCAUUUUGUUCUCCAGCGCGGUGUACUUUGCAGAGGCGGAUGAGCCCACCUCUCAAUUUACCAGUAUCCCCGACGCUUUCUGGUGGGCGGUGGUGACCAUGACCACGGUGGGAUACGGAGACAUGAAACCCAUCACCGUCGGUGGGAAGAUAGUGGGCUCCCUGUGCGCGAUCGCAGGCGUGUUAACCAUCGCCCUCCCGGUGCCGGUCAUUGUUUCCAACUUCAACUACUUCUACCACAGGGAGACCGAUAAUGAAGACCAGACACCGGUGGUGGAGAGCAUGCCUCCAGGCUGCCCCUAUUUCCCGGACUUUCUGAAGAAAUUCAAAGGCUCACCCUCCGGCUCCUCAAUGGGCGACAAAGCGGAGUAUAUGGAGAUGGAGGAGGGGGUGACGGAGUCGCUCUGUGGGCUCGACAAAAGCCCCAGUAAAGGAAACGGCACAGACAUCAGCAGGAAAAACAGUAACUCAAAAUCCAUUCAGACUGAUGUGUGAUAACGGAUAGAGAUUGUUUUCUUUAUUAAAGAAGAACACGCCCUAUUAAGAUACUGUAUGUCCAACAGCAGGUGGUCACCCUAGAGCAAGUUUUACGCACGCGUUAGCACGCACGCGCGCGCACACACGUGUGUA